AUGGGAUUAUUGGGAAAGUUGGUAAAGUUCCUGUUGGGACCUUGCUUAAAGCCCACAACCACAGGCGGCGACUCUGAAUCAGUUGGGCCUUACGGCGUCUCCGCUGCCACAGUUGGCGUUUCGGCUUUUGCCCACGACCUCUUCAACUUUGAGAUCACCUCUCAGAUCCCAGAAGGACUCAGUCAGCAUGUUCUUUCAUCCAAGAAGGCUCAAGCCAACUGGUAUAGAAAACUAGUUGAGGCAUGGAGAGAAGCACAACCACCGCCAAGAACAGCCGAAGAAGCAGCUAGGCUUGUUAUACAAACCCUGAACAGACAGCGAAAGGCAGAUGUUGAGGGCUUAUUGGCUUUCUAUGGUCUCCCUCUUCCCCAUACUCCGGUCCAAGUCCCUGCUGAAGUCCCAACUUCAUUGCCUCAAGGAGUAAAGUUUGAGUUCCAGACACUACCGGUUGAUGCAAAAGCAGUUGCAGAUGGCGAUGGACUGACAGUCUAUGUCAGCACAGCAGAUCCUACGGAGUCAUCCCGUGUUCCGAGUGAAGUGCUAAUGGCGGCUGUCCGAAGAGCAAAAGCACGCGCCAAGAAGAAUUACACAAGAGCAAAUGAACUUCACAAAAAGAUAAUUGAUGCUGGAUAUCGGGUACUAAAUAUUCAAAAUGAGGAAAUCCUUGCCCGAAAGUGUCGGAUUCGACUGAGGGGUAUAGAUGCACCGGAGAAUGCAAUGCCCUAUGGACAAGAAGCCAAACAGGAGCUGGUUAGGCUUCUUAAGGGAAAGUGUUUGAGGGUCCUCGUCUAUGGGGAAGAUCAAUUUCACCGCACUGUAGCUGACUUACAUUGCGAUGGCAUAUUUGUACAGGAAGAACUGCUCAAGAAGGGGGCUGCAUGGCAUUACGCAGCCUAUGACCAACGUCCGGAAUUUGCCAGAUGGGAAAAAGAGGCUCGACGGAGGCGAGUCGGGUUAUGGGCUUCAUCAAACCCUGAGAAGCCAUGGGAAUGGAGAAAGCAGAGGCGCUGA
Prunus armeniaca (apricot) is the source of this 1011-nucleotide messenger RNA. Lineage: Eukaryota; Viridiplantae; Streptophyta; Magnoliopsida; Rosales; Rosaceae. The record is from the annotation of a GenBank genome assembly.